This is a messenger RNA of Eutrema salsugineum, 894 nucleotides long. RefSeq lists its product as uncharacterized. NCBI's taxonomy places the organism in Eukaryota, Viridiplantae, Streptophyta, Magnoliopsida, Brassicales, Brassicaceae. The record is from RefSeq and is a predicted model, not a curated record. The coding region runs from base 1 to 894 and encodes 297 amino acids. The transcript has 3 exons.
AUGACUCCGUUAGAUCGAUCAAAGUACACGACGGAGAUGUGGGUAGCCAAAAUAAGAGAGACAAAUGCUAAGGAUACAAGCAGAAGGGGCAUAACUUUCUACGAGGAGGACGCAGAAGGCAUCGGCCAAACAUACAAUUGCCCCCUCGUCAUCCAGAUUCGCGUGGCCGACUGCGACGUAACCCGAGUGCUCAUCGACACAGGCAGUUUGGUCGAUCUCAUCUUCAAAGAAGCCCUCGAGAAGAUGGACCUCCGUGGCAUCGAGAUGAAGCCAUCCGUCACUCCCUUAACCGGCUUCGCCGGAGAUACCAUUACAGCCAUUGGCACCAUCAAAUUACCGGUUUACGUAAGCCGGGUUGCAUUUGAUGAAGGCGGUCACAUCGACCUACCACCAAUGCCUCAAGUUCCCCAACCAGGCCGGACAGUCCGGAGCGACCAGAGGGUCUCGCGCUCAUGCUUCAUCAUUGAGCAUAAACUUUGCAACGCCGCUCGCACUCAGCUCUGCGCGACGAUUAGCCGCAAAGGAAUACCGACCUGCAAUGUUGUCGAACCAGGACUCUCAGGGAACCAAACCAAGAAGACCGUCCGUUCCGAGACCUCAUCAUUCAACGACAUACCCGACAUCAGCCCGACCAUAUGCAGCCAUGAGCUCAACGUAGAUCCAACAUUCCGACCCUUCAAGAAGAAAAGACGAAAGUUGGGCGUCGAACGUGCUCAAGCUGUGAACGACGAAGUGGAAAGAUUACUGGCAGUUGGUCAGAUCACCGAGAUAAAAUACCCAGAUUGGCUGGCCAACCCAGUCGUGGUGAAAAACAAAAACUGCAAAUGGAGGGUUUGUGUGGAUUUCACCGACGUGAAAAAGGCCAGCUCAAAAGAUAGCUUCCCACUUCCAUAA